Messenger RNA from Varroa destructor (honeybee mite), 1559 nucleotides. Its product is annotated as protein kinase C zeta type-like. Lineage: Eukaryota; Metazoa; Arthropoda; Arachnida; Mesostigmata; Varroidae. Gene Ontology annotation, molecular function: protein kinase activity; ATP binding. Gene Ontology annotation, biological process: protein phosphorylation. The record is from RefSeq and is a predicted model, not a curated record.
CUACUCUCUCUCUCUCUCUCUCUCUCUCUCUCUCUUGAUUUAACUUACUCAAUGGGUCUGAUCACAUACACUUGACAGCGAUUUGCGACCUAAUUUGAAGGUUUGCAAUUAAAAACAAUCGUUGUCGGCUGCAGAAGAAUGCGCAGGUACCGCGUUACCCCGACGAUCUGCAAUGCAGGCUCGCUGAACGGCUCUGGUGACGGAGACACCAGCACGUCGUCGGAUGUUCCCCGUCUCAACCUAAAACCUCGCAAUCUGUUCCUAGUUAUCUUCAAUCGUAUGAGUUCGGCGCUUCACCGUCAUAACGAGCUGGGGGUCAAACAAAAAACUUUCUGGCGUAAUCGCCGUUGCCAACCGCUUUAUGAAGAGCAUGCUGAGGAAAACUGGCAGCUAAGUAACUUAAAGAUCGGCGAUCCGCUCGGACAGGGGUCUUUUGGCACUGUUUUCCAGAUCAAAACAAGGGACAAUGCCACUGUUGCGGCGAUCAAAUGCAUAAAGAAGAAUGUAUUGGAUGGGGAACGCGAGCUACUGCGUGUCAAGAGUGAGUUCUCAUGUUGGCGUGCGUUAUCUGGACAUCCUAAUGUCAUUCGCCUCAUUGCCUUUCUUGAAACGGAGAGCCAUUGGUGCUUUGUGAUGGAGUAUAUCGACCUUGGUAGUCUGAGUCAAGUUCUUCGUUCUAAUGACAUACAACUGACGCGCUCCCAAAUUCGUCGCAUCGCUGCUCAGCUUUGUCAUGCCGUAUCUACCGUGCAUGCAGCUGGAUACAUCCAUCGGGAUAUUAGUUGUUCAAACGUAAUGCUAACGUCUCGAUUGGAUGCAAGGCUUAUAGAUUUCGGACUUAGCACCAAAGGACACGUCGGGCAGAAUAGAUGCGGCAGUCUCGCUUACAUGGCUCCUGAAGUCUUGCGGAAGCGUCCUGGCGGAUGUGGUUCAGACUGGUGGUCUGUAGGUAUUGUAUUAUUUGCCAUGCUCAUGGGAAAAACUCCACUGGCAAUACAUGCAUAUAAGAAGAAAAUUGAUCUGGCCGUUGUCUCAAGAGAUAUUAGGUUCGCCUUGGCCAGAGCAACUCCAAUCCGUAUUAGCCGACGACUCAAGCCUGAAGAGAAAUCCUUACUGAUUGAUAUUUUGAGAGAGGACCCAAACGAACGCCUGGGAGCUCGAAACAAUAUGGAUUUUGACGAGAUCAAACGACACGAGUUUUUUAAGAACUUCGACUGGAAACCAUUGGAUUGUGCCCGCGCGACCAUUGUAGCGCGAUUAGCCCGGAAAAGGCUUCGAGCCAACCCUGUAGCACCAGAACGGCGUUAUCUGGAGCUAGAGUGACUGUAUGAUGCCAGACAUGAUUUUGUAGUUAGUGAUGCGAUGACCAAGCUCGAAUCAACCAGAAGCUAUAACCGUAUAAAGUAUCGUAAUAGAUAUACAAUAUAAUCAAGUGAAGUAUAAAAUUUACCAUGUUAUAUUGCGAAUGCUCCUUGGCAUUCUUUUCAUAAACAAGAAAAAGCGUUAUUAUUGCAAGUUCUGAAAAGCCUACUUGCACAAAGAACAUAGAGCCGUGAUAA